Molecule: messenger RNA, 1258 nt
Organism: Loxodonta africana (African savanna elephant)
Lineage: Eukaryota; Metazoa; Chordata; Mammalia; Proboscidea; Elephantidae
Gene: SLC35G1
Product: solute carrier family 35 member G1
Exons: 3
Coding region: 1-1137 (378 amino acids)
Biological process (GO): calcium ion export across plasma membrane; regulation of cytosolic calcium ion concentration
Cellular component (GO): endoplasmic reticulum membrane; plasma membrane
Source: RefSeq, a predicted model, not a curated record
AUGCGGCCCCUGGACAGUACUGGGGCCGCGGAGCCGCUGGAGCCCGGGCCGUCGCAGCUGCCGCCGGACGCCGCGCCGCGGGACGCAGCGCCCCCGGACGCAGCGCCCCCGGACGCGGGCGAGAAGCCCGCGGCCGCUGAGGUAGCGGUGGCGCCCGGUCCCGGCAGGUGCUGCCUCUGCAGCUCCUCGCCGUGCGGCUGGUGCGCGGAGUCGGAAGCCAAGAAGAAAGCACCCUGCCCUGGACUUGGCUUGUUUUACACUUUACUGUCUGCCUUCCUUUUCUCAGUGGGCUCUUUAUUUGUUAAAAAAGUACAAGAUGUCCAUGCUGUAGAAAUUAGCGCAUUUCGGUGCGUGUUCCAAAUGCUGGUCGUUAUCCCUUGCUUAAUAUACAGAAAAACUGGGUUCAUAGGCCCAAAAGGUCAACGAAUUUUCCUCUUUCUCAGAGGAGUCAUUGGUUCUGUUGCCAUGAUCCUCAUAUACUAUGCUUUCCAGACGACAUCUCUUGCAGAUGCCACGGUUAUCACGUUCAGCAGCCCAGUGUUUACGUCUUUAUUUGCCUGGAUAUUUCUCAAAGAAAAAUACAGCCUUUGGGAUGCUUUCUUCACCCUGUUCACAAUCACUGGAGUGAUCCUUAUUGUGCGCCCACCAUUUUUGUUUGGUGUCAACACUGGGAGGAUGGAAGAAGGCUAUUCAGUCCACCUUAAGGGAACAUUCGCAGCAAUUGGACAUGCUGUGUUUGCUGCAUUGACUUUAGUUAUCCUAAGAAAAAUGGGAAAAUCUGUGGACUACUUUUUGAGCAUUUGGUAUUAUGUAAUACUUGGCCUCGUGGAAUGUGUCAUCGUCCUGUUUAUAUUAGGAGAAUGGAGUCUGCCUUACUGUGGAUUGGAUAGGUUAUUUCUCAUACUCAUCGGGCUGUUUGGGUUGGGGGGUCAAGUAUUUCUCACAAAAGCAGUUCAAAUUGAAAAAGCAGGGCUGGUAGCAAUAAUGAGAACUAUGGAUGUGGUUUUUGCUUUUGUCUUUCAGAUUAUUUUCUUUAAUGAUGUGCCAACUUGGUGGACAGUGGGGGGCGCACUCUGCGUAGUAGCCAGUAGUACUGGAGCAGCCAUUCGUAAAUGCCAGAGUUCAAAUGAAGCGUAAUUGCUGAAAUAUAUUUUUUUCAAGCACACCAUUACUCAAUUCAAACACACUACACACACACACCCCCUGCAAAAUCUUUUACUUCAUUGAUUAUAUUUAAUAAAUUUUAUAAUUAAAGUAU